AUGUCAUCCCUCGCCCUUCCUAUGGCCUUGCCAAACGCUGCCGACAUCCACACGACGCUCAAUCCUGCCGCGCCCAAGACGACCCCUUCCAAAGCCCGGCCCACACCCGCCACAACGGUCCCCAAGCCGACAUCGAACGUCACCCUCAAGGUCUCCCCUUCACCUGAACUCGUAGAGCUGGAGGACGACGAAGACGGAGAUGACGAUGACGACGACGAUACAGGUAAAAAGAAGCGAGGUGGGCCUGCUGGAUCGGCUGCAGCAGCCAAAAAGAAGACUGGAGGGGAGGCCAAAGGGGAUUACAAAUAUCUCAAUGAGAUCAGUCAGAUGAUGUUUGUCUUUGGCGAAGUGCAAGAUCCUUUACCGGAGACUGUCAAGCUGGUGGAGGACGUUGUCCGAGGGCAAAUUAUCGAAAUUGUCACACGCGCUCGACUCCUAACGCAUCUUCGAUCUUCUCGCUUCCUCUCGGCUGAGGAUCUCAUCUUUCUGAUACGCGACGAUCGAGGCAAAGUCAAUCGAUUACGGACUUACCUCAGCUGGAAGGACGUGAGAAAAAAGGCAAAGGAGGAUGAAGAGGGAGAUGUUGAUGUGGAUGAUGCGGACAAAGGCGCAAAGAGCCGCAAGAGCAUGGUCAAACUCCCGUGGGAGCUUUUCACACCGUUUGGCGACUUUUUGCGGACGCUUCCUUCCCGCCAGUCUGGAGGUGACGAAGAAGAAGAAGAGGACGACGACGAGAUGCAAGCCUAUCAGGAUAGUAUGCAGAGACUGAGGGAUGCCGAUGAGAUCACCAAGAAGAUGACAAAAGACGAAUAUGUCCAUUAUUCUGACUGUCGUCAAGCGAGUUUCACGUACAGAAAGGCCCGAAGGUUCCGUGAUUUUGUCAACUUUUCAGCUUACCUCGAUGUCCGCCCCAACGACGACAUUGUGGAUAUUCUCGGUUUCCUCUCGUUCGAAAUGGUCAGAUCCCUCUGUGUCACCGCUUUAGAAGUGCGGACGCGCAUCGAGAAGGCAGCCGCGGCCGUCCCCAUACCUACGAGUCACGCUGGUCCAAGUAGGACAGGAGGUCGGAAGCCCACCAUGUCGCAUCAAGCUGCAGGGUCCAUGUCCAACGACAAGCUUAUCGCUUCGCCUGCUCUUAAGCGGCGUUUGACCGUGACCUCCACCGCCGAAUCACCGUCUGCAAAGAAGCAGAAGAAUGAUUUGACUGCUUCACCCGAAGCUACCACAACCUUGGCCGCCACACCCGCUACGACGACAGGUCAUGGGUCCACUUCCGGUGAUGCUGUUCUCCCGCGCAAAUUGAACACAUCGGCGCGUAAACCUGUAUCAUUGUUCGCCCCUCCGCCUAGUGCUAGAUCUCCUUUACUCCCAUCUCAUGUGCUCGAGGCUUUUGCUCAGAUUCAGCGACAACAAGCUGCCAGUCGAGUGGGCGGACUGAAGAAUUGGCGAGGUGGAGUUGGAAAGAGUAGAAUGGCCCUAGUGUAA
Kockovaella imperatae is the source of this 1485-nucleotide messenger RNA. RefSeq names its product transcription initiation factor IID, 18kD subunit-domain-containing protein. Bases 1 to 1485 code for a protein of 494 amino acids. Gene Ontology annotation, cellular component: SAGA complex. Gene Ontology annotation, biological process: transcription by RNA polymerase II. Gene Ontology annotation, molecular function: transcription coregulator activity; protein heterodimerization activity. NCBI's taxonomy places the organism in Eukaryota, Fungi, Basidiomycota, Tremellomycetes, Tremellales, Cuniculitremaceae. The transcript has 6 exons. The record is from RefSeq and is a predicted model, not a curated record.